Drosophila eugracilis is the source of this 4936-nucleotide messenger RNA. Its product is annotated as protein bunched, class 2/F/G isoform. The record is from RefSeq and is a predicted model, not a curated record. Gene Ontology annotation, biological process: regulation of transcription by RNA polymerase II. NCBI's taxonomy places the organism in Eukaryota, Metazoa, Arthropoda, Insecta, Diptera, Drosophilidae.
CAGUAGCAGCAGCAGCAGCCGCCACAGUUGCAGCAACCAGCAGCAAUACAUUGCAGCAGCAACGCAGCAGCAUUAACAACAUGUUUGAUCGCACGGUAAAUGCCAAGUUCAAGCCAACGGCCUCAAAUGCCGGACCCGGCAACAAUCCAGGACGCAGAAACUCCAUGUUGACACCAGCCCGAGGCGUCAGUGUGGCUGGCACUGGCGGAAAUAUACGCAAGCUGACCAAGGUCAACUCGCUGACCAGCAAUCAUCACUUUGCUGUCUGCUAUCCCCCCAGUAACAUCUAUCAGAAUAGCAACAAUGCCGGCAGCAAUUCGGCUUUGCAGCGCACAACAAGCGAGAGUUUGCGUUUGAACUCGCUGAGCCGUGUGGGACCACCCACAGCCACAUCAGUGUCCAGGGCCAGUAGUAACUCCAGUCUGGCCACAUCAAACUCCACAUCGCUGGCCCCCAAAUCGAGCAGCAGCAGUGGUGGCAGCAACUCGACCCCGCAGCAACAACCGGUGGGCAGCAGCAACACUAGCAGCAGCAGCAGCAACAACAGCUUCACCAAGGCCAGUUCGCCCAACAACAAUGGAGCACGUACGGUGAGUGGAGGAACUGCAACGGCUGCCACUGCAACAGGCAGUCAUCACCAACAGCCACAUCACCACCAUCAUCAUCAUCACCACCAUCAGCAUCACAACCAUCACCAGCAGCAGCAGCAACAGACUAGCCUUAGCCAAGGACACGCUUCGUUGACCGUCGCCGGUGUGUCAGCUGCGGGCGGAGGUGGUGGUGGUGGAGGUUCCUCGGCGACCGCUGGUGGUGCCACCAAUCGCAAACCAAAGACGACUUCCUCAUUCGAGAUCACCUCGGUGACGGUGGGCCAUCCAAAGCUAAAUGCGGCCGGCGAUACUGGAGACGAGUCGGCCGAUGAUCUGGACGAAUCUCACACGGAUGACAAUAGUCGGAUAACGGACCUGGAGAACGAAACGCCCUCGAUGUCAGAGGAUACUUUCUCAAAGGAGGAGGUAUACUAUGCCAACAAUGCCCUCAGCACGAAUGCGCCGGUGAUACCGACUAGCUCGCAAUACGGCCUCGUGGUGGUGGAUCCCAUUGGUCCUUCGUUGGGCCAGACGAUCCAGAACGUUCAGGUGAACGUGUCGGAUAACAUAAUCAAUGUGGUGAGUGGUGCCGUCACACCUGGUGGCACUAAGAAGAAGGACGACAACAAGGAGACACAGCAUCGCAGUGAGCGGUUCAAGGUGGUCAAAAUUGAGUCCACGGAGCCGUUUAAGCGAGGACGCUGGAUGUGCAUGGAUUACCUGGAUCACUCGAGUGUGGGUAAUGGUGGUAAUAACAACGAAAAGACUGGCUCUUCUACUUCCGAUGCGCACGCUGCCACGGCGGAUGGUGCAGCAGGUGUGGUCGGUGGGUCAGAGGCCCUGCCUCACAAGACUACCCAGAGUAUGAUUCUGCCGCCCACCCAGAAGCUAAAUGAGAAUCACCUGGAGGCCAACUCGACCGAUGCCAAUUGGAACUAUGCCGAGCAGCAGCAGCAACACCAACAACAGUCGCAGCAAGCGUCUCAGCAAUCCCAGCAGCAAUCCUCGCAGCAGCAGCAACAGCAGACUCAGAUAAGUGCCACGCCCAGUGGGGUAAUGACGGCCCCCGCAACAGUGGUUCACGGGAUGCAUCAACUACAUAUGGAGGCCCAGCAACAACAACAACAACUCUUCGACAGCGUCAAUGCCAAUGCCAGCUCACCCAAUCCACCCGGUGACCCCAACAACAUGGACUAUGCUCGAACGGCGGCCAUGCAACUGCAACAAACGCUGCAACAGCUCAAGCAGCGCGAAGACGCCAUGGACGUGCCACCAGGUGGCUAUCCAAAUUACCAAAACGGCGGCGAUGUUGCUGGUGGGGCGGCCAACAACAACAACAGCGGUGGUGGAGCUGGAGAGUCCCAGCUGAGCACCAGCUAUGUGGAGCAACAGCAGCCAUUGUCGCCGGCACCACUAACGCCCCAGGCCGCGCCCACAUUCGCAGCUGUUGCUGCCGGGCAAUCGCCCAACUUCCAAUUGGAGCAACAGCAGCAGCAACAAGCAACAUCGCAGAUAGAUGGAAUAGUCUCACAGCCAUUCAACCAACAACAACAACAACAGCAGCAGCAGACCCCACAGCAAUCAACACCACAGCAAACAGCAGCAACUGCAACAUCUGUAGUCGCUGCAGCACCACCACAACAGACUUCAAACACUUCCAAUGCAGCGGUAACCACUGGCCAGGGUCAGACAUUGCCGCUGUUAUUACACAUGAACAGCUACGAUAAGCAGCCCAAUCUUGGAGCAGCAGCAACUGGAGCCGCAGCAGCAACAUCGGUGGCUGCCCCGCCAGCAAUUCCCACGCUGCAAUUGCAGAGUGCUCCUUCGACAAUUGCCGAUCCGCAGCAAUUGAUGGUGCCACAACUGCAGCAGCAGGAGGAGCAGCAGCAACAACAACAAACACAACAGCAACAGAUUCCGACAGCAAAUAUCGCGAGUGCUAGUGCCAAUAAUAGUAAUCUAAACCUAACGAAUACGAAUGUUGUGGCCACCGCCGAGGCAACAACAAACACGCUGACCUUGACCGAUGAACAGGCGACCGCGGCAGCAAACACUGCAGCUGCCGUUGCAGUUGCAACCGGAGCUGCAGCAGCAACAGGAGUUACAUCGUCAUCAGCUACAACGCAGCAGCAAAUUCAACAGCAACCAAAUGCAGAAUCCGAGACUGAAAGCUUAAGAACCACUUCGAUCCCUGGCGGAAAUCGGAAACGGGCCUUUAGCAAUCCUCAUAUAGGAGGUCCCAAUGAUCCAACCUUCAUGCACCGACUGAACCCUCAACUGUAUUACUACAACAAAUCGCAGUCGGGCAGGAGUUCCUUUUGCGUGGAUGAGUCCUUGUGGCCAACGAAUAAUCCCAAUGGAACUGUUAGCGAUACCAACUUGUAUAUGGGUUCGAGUACAGAUGAGGACUAUGAGGAGGCCAUUGAUCAGUUUUCCCCCACGAUGUAUACUAGGAAUGCUGCAAGUCGUGCCAUUCCCAUUCCAAGUAGUGCUGGGAAUAGUCCACAACAUCAGAUGCAUCAUUCGCAGCCAAGGUUUGCUGCUGCUGCUGGUGGGAUGAAUCAUUUUUUGGCAGGAGGAGGAGGAGGUGCAGGACCUUCGACGGCGGGUGCUUUCAGUGCCAGCCCCUCGAUCUACGCCUAUCCACAUUCACCCUUCUAUGCCAGUUCACCGGAAACCUCGCUCUCCUCGCCAGUUCAAACUUCCGGAUUGCCAGGACACCAUCCGAAUGUCAGUUCACGCAUAUCCUUCAGCUAUGAUCCUGCCUUCCAGCGUUUGCAAGUGCCCAUUAUAGCCGGAGAUCGCAGACCACGGUCACCGCUGGAAUGUGCCACCGUUUUUGCUGCUGUGGCUGCGGCAGCCACCUGUGGCGGUGCCGUGGUUGGUGGUGCAGCGGAUACCAUGAUCAACAGUGCAUCUGGAACAAGUGCAGUUGCGAUUGAUAACAAAAUCGAACAGGCAAUGGAUCUGGUCAAGUCGCAUCUCAUGAUAGCGGUGCGCGAGGAGGUGGAAGUGCUAAAAGAGCGCAUCUCCGAGCUGAUGGAAAAGAUCAACAAGCUGGAGCUGGAGAACAACAUUCUCAAGUCGAACAUCCCGCAGGAGACGCUGCAGCAGUUGCAGAUGCAGCUACAGAUUGCCGCCCCCCCGGCCACGCCAGCCAUUCAAGCGGCGCCGGCGGCAACGACUGCCGCGGGACAGGCAGUACAGGGCGGUCAGCAGCAGACCGCUGGAACGGUAGCGGUAACGGGAUUAGCCACCAGUCCAGCGUCAGCGGUGGUCCCCACGAGCAUUCCCAACGGCAGCGCCGAGAACGGUGGCAGUGCAGUCGAGUCAGUAGUGGUAUCGGUGGAGCAGCAGCAGCAGCAGCAACAGGUGACGUCAGCAGCGGCAACAGCGGUAACCACAACCAAUGGUCCCAUGUCCUAAGCGCUGCUGUGGCCAAGAACACAGUGUUUGUUUUUUAAGCGCCCACGCUCUGGAAUGUGGGGGAAAAUGAACGUUUUUUAAGAAUGAAAACCGUAAUGUAAACUCAGCCUGGUCUCUUUCUUACCCGGAUGAGACGGGGCCGAGGAGAGCAGCAAAAGUAUUAGGCCACUAACAACAACAACAGCAGAAGAAUCGACAGAUACCCCUACAUGUUAAGCUCAUGUUAGGCUAACCUGUCGUUAAGGACUGUUAUGUUGUUGCUGGCUGUUAAAGCUGCUGCAGCCGCCGUUUUGUUAAUUUCUCGAUUGUGAUAUUUGUUUAACACACAUACAGACCACACACAUGUCACACACACAAGCAUCCAUAUAGAACACAUACCACAUUACACACAUGCAUACACACACACACAGAUAGACUGCACGCUAACAGCGACUGCGGCUGGCGCUGUUAACGUCCGCUGUUAACUCGAAGCGAGUAUACAUGUAGGUGUUCUUUUUAACAUCGCGCUGCUGCGCCACAACUUUUUUGUUUAAUACUUUUUAUUUUUGUUUACCCGUUUGUUUCCACAUUGUUAACGCUACCAAUAAAAACAUGAAAAUCAUAAACAAACCCCAUCUAGAACAACACACAACCACUCACUAAAAUUGGCUGCAAAAUAAUACUUGACGAAAGUAGAAUUUUUGGCCAACAAAGAGACGGACAGAAAAAAAAUAAAAAACAGCAGCAGAAAUACAAAUACAAAUCGAUAAAGUGUAAUAGAGUGCCAGGGAUAAACACAUACAGAAGAAAUAGAAGGACAGAAGGGAAAUUAAAUAUGAAAAAUAUGUGAUAAUUUGCAUUGUGCAGUCAGAGACAUAAGAUGUAAAUUGUAAAAAACGAUAAAGAAAAGCAUAAACCAGAGGAGCGAAGAAAAAGGACAG